Pelecanus crispus (Dalmatian pelican) is the source of this 2178-nucleotide messenger RNA. NCBI's taxonomy places the organism in Eukaryota, Metazoa, Chordata, Aves, Pelecaniformes, Pelecanidae. The record is from RefSeq and is a predicted model, not a curated record.
AUCUUAGUGGCUCCAUAACAACUCCAGAUGUUAAGCUAAAUCUUGGAGGAGAAUUCAUCAAAGAAUCUACUGCAACUACAUUCCUAAGACAGAGAGGGUAUGGCUGGGUUCUGGAAGUGGAAGAUGAUGACCCAGAAGAUAACAAGCCACUCCUGGAAGAACUCGACAUUGAUCUGAAAGAUAUUUACUACAAAAUUCGAUGUGUGCUGAUGCCUAUGCCAUCUCUUGGGUUUAAUAGGCAGGUCGUGAGAGACAAUCCAGACUUUUGGGGUCCUCUGGCAGUUGUCCUCUUCUUCUCAAUGAUUUCCUUAUAUGGACAAUUUAAGGUUGUUUCUUGGAUUAUAACUAUUUGGAUAUUUGGAUCCUUGACAAUUUUUUUACUGGCCAGGGUUCUUGGAGGAGAAGUUGCUUAUGGCCAAGUUCUUGGUGUGAUAGGAUAUUCCCUACUUCCCCUCAUUGUCAUAGCACCUGUACUUUUGGUGGUCGGAUCAUUUGAAGUUGUUUCUACCCUAAUAAAAUUGUUUGGAGUCUUUUGGGCUGCAUACAGUGCUGCAUCAUUACUAGUUGGAGAAGAAUUCAAGACCAAGAAACCCCUUCUAAUUUAUCCAAUCUUUUUAUUAUACAUUUAUUUUCUGUCCUUGUACACUGGGGUGUGAUCUAGCGGAAGAUGUGGCCAGAAACCAUAUUUUAUUCACUUGCAGACUGAUAAUGCUUAAGAUUAAGGAGGCUGGAGAUAAUGCAAGUGACUGUUUUGUAUCCAGUUGUCAAGAUGUUUUAAGAUCGAAGAGCAUAUUUGUGUAUAUUAUUUAAUGAAGCAAUUGUAGCUAUAUAGAUUUGUAUCAAAGUUCCAGGUUUGUUUAAGACUCUCCAGAUUUUAAUGAACAAAAUAAAAGAACCUUGCGUUUUUUAAGAAAGCAUAGCAAAACCACAACUUGAUACCUGUGCCAAAAGCACGAGGACCAGAUUACUAUAUUCGAGGAGAAAAAAAAAUGAGAAGUCAACUGUAACACUCUCAAAGUGCAAUUUUUCUUUUGAGCUUAAACACAGCUGGCUUUUUUGGCACAGCAAAUUCUGUAGAUAAUAUAUAUUUAUGAACCAGUCCUGAUUGUUCACAGAAUAGUCUGUAUAAUAAAGACAUGAAGAUACUACUUUUAAUUUAGUGCCUCAAUUACUUUGAUUCGGCUAUUGAGUUUUUAUAAAUUCCAGUUUGUUUUCAAAACAUGUACAUACUGUGUAUUUUGUAUCUAUGGCUUGUGUGUAGCGCAAAUAUUCCUUGGUUAAGGAUGUAUAUUGGGUUUUUAAAAAGUGAAGAUACAAGUAUUUGAAGUCUUCAUUUACUACUCUGACCAAAGGAGCAAGAUAUUUACUGCGUGACAUAAUUAAAGUGCAUAUUUAGAGAAUCAAAUUAUUUUACUUAAAAAGUAUAAAUUUACAGAGAAACAGGUGAACACCUUUCUCAACUGUAGUGCUGGCUUAAUGUUGGAGAAAAAGAUGAGCUAUCAAAUUUGUGUGGUCUUUAAACAAUGUUAUUUUAUGAUGACAAAAUAAAAAUAAUGCUUCCCUAACUAUGUUUUACAACAUCUUGCUCUGUCUUGCUUUUAAUAGCAUGGUAUUUAACAUGCAUCCAUCUUUUUUUGUCCCUGGUACUAUCAAUCCCUUGUAAAGAGAAAUAAAAAAAGAUUUCUAAGGCCAGAUUCUCCCUUCCCUAAAUAAGGCAGAAUUACAGCCUUAGUAACAUUACAGUCUUGCUAAUUUUGACUAUCCAAGGAUUAUGUAAUAAUGUGAUGACAUGUUAAAUAUUUCCUGUGUGCUGUGUUGAUUGCUUAUGUAAUGGUCCUUAUGGUAAUGUUUCUUCGCAAGGGAAGUCCGCUGAAGUUCACUUUGCAUGGUACUAACUUAGGCAUUUGCAAUCUUCAGUAUUUAGUAUUGCCAAAUGGAUCUUAAAUUUCUUAGUAGGUUUUUUUUUUUUGGUAACAAAGCAUUCCUGGUGUCUUUUAUGUUUUAAUGCUGCAAAUAAAACUCACCCAUGAUAAGGUAAUAGUAAGGGCUGUCUUUGAUCCCUGAAGGACAUACUACUUUAUCAGAACUGUAGUUUUUCAGCUUUUUAGACUCUGUAACUUGCCAUUUUAGUAACUUAUUUUUACCACUCAUUAGUGAUGCAAAAUAUAUAAAUUCCAA